CAAUGAGUUUUUUGAAGAAUUGWACUGUAUACUGCAAACGUUUUUUCGCUUUAUACACCGAAUACUGAACAUUUUAUAGCUAUUGCUAACUUGUGGAUCUUGCUCUUUACGAAGAAUAAUUGCAUUAAUCAAGCUAUUAUUGGACUUUCAUAAAGCCUUUAUAGGACUGGAAGAUUGGUGUGGGUAUUAAUAAUUGCCUGCUUUCAGUUAUAUUGAAAGAGUGACGGUCAAGAGCAGAAGUGAGUCCUAAUAUGGCUGUAGCGUCGACUUGGAGAAGUAAUCUUAAACCGAUCGAUUCCAAUUUGCGAAACRAUUCGCUGAARGAAAAAAGUGCUUCUUACCUGGAGCUUUYAAGAAAUAYUUCGUUGAAGACAUGGCCGAAGAGGACUGAGCCAGGCAAUAAAAGACAAACCGAGCAAAAUAUUGGAAGCAAUUCACCGAGAGGAAAGUAUGACUCUUCUCUUGAGUCAAUAAAAACUGAUUCUGUAUUGAAAACAUGGCCGAAGAAGAGCAACGAAGAAAGURUUUCAAGAGGAACUGAGAGAAAAAGUCCAACGUCUAGAUGGUCUCAUUUAUCUGCAACAAAAAGCUUCAAAAGAUCCAAGUCACCAAUAAAGGYAACACCAAAAAAGAACAAUGAAAGAGAGAGAAUUACUGCAGAUGAGCUACUUGCCAGAGAAUUUUCGCCAGAAAAAGUUGUUACACCUAGGCAACGCUCGAGUGUUUUYCURCGAACCGUAGAGAUGUUUGAAGGCGAAAUCCCAGGAAAGCUUCAGAACGCUAAACCUGAAGAUAACGAAGUUAAAAUAGAAAAUGCAAAACUUGACUUCUGCUCAAAUGAGAUAGCAGACAUGAAAAGGUUUAUUGCACAAAUAGAGGAAGACUUUUUGCUGAUUCGAGAAAACAUUGAGAAGACAAAAGACAGAAUAAAAGAUUUCAAAAGCGAAGAUCGAUCAAGAAAGCUUGGCAUAUCUGAGUGAAAUUGUUAUUACAUGCAUCAGUAUUUACGGAGAAUAAUGCGUCCACAUUUUGAAAAGUGGGAGUGGAAUCACUAAAUUAUAACUCUUAAGGGAAUUAAAAGCUUCUCAGCUAAWGUCAAGUUAAUAUAAUACGAAUGAUAUACAAAUAUAAUCGUAGAUAAGUUAACUACGAAACUUGUUCUAAGGCACAUAUUAUAGUAAUUCAUUUUUCAAAAUGGCGAACACAUUGUUCUCCGAACAUUCUGAUGCAAUUUAUAAUGUCGUUUUGAAAAUGUAAUGAUUAAUAUAUUUACAGGGAUACUUUACUAUAGCUUUUGAUUAGUCUCAGCAAGGAACGGUCAAUAUAAUUGCAAUGUUUGUAAUAAAUGUUCCUUCAAUAAUUUUGAAAAUGAA
This is a messenger RNA of Exaiptasia diaphana, 1373 nucleotides long. RefSeq lists its product as uncharacterized. The transcript is spliced from 2 exons. Bases 252 to 980 code for a protein of 242 amino acids. The record is from RefSeq and is a predicted model, not a curated record. NCBI's taxonomy places the organism in Eukaryota, Metazoa, Cnidaria, Anthozoa, Actiniaria, Aiptasiidae.